Cynocephalus volans (Philippine flying lemur) is the source of this 3386-nucleotide messenger RNA. It is a transcript of the gene SURF6, whose product is annotated as surfeit 6. Gene Ontology annotation, biological process: ribosomal small subunit biogenesis; ribosomal large subunit biogenesis. The record is from RefSeq and is a predicted model, not a curated record. Gene Ontology annotation, molecular function: RNA binding; DNA binding. NCBI's taxonomy places the organism in Eukaryota, Metazoa, Chordata, Mammalia, Dermoptera, Cynocephalidae. Gene Ontology annotation, cellular component: nucleolus. The transcript is spliced from 4 exons. The coding region runs from base 133 to 1314 and encodes 393 amino acids.
CCGGGCGGUUGCUGCAGCCGAAGCGGUGAGGGUCGCGCCCCGCGGGGACCAGCGUGUGCCCGGGCGGCCCAGCCCCACGCCCGGCCGCGGCCCUCCUCCCGUCACCCCGGAGGCGCGGGCCCGGCCUCCAGCAUGUCCUCUCUGCUCGCCAAGGACGCCUACCUGCAGAGCCUGGCCCGGAAGAUCUGCACCCAGCCCGGCCCGGAGCCGCCGGGACGCACGUGGGGCAAAGCGCAGCGCGGGGCCUGGCAGGCUCGGGGCUGGGACCGGGGGGGCCCGCCUCCUCCCACCGCCCGCCGCGGCCGAGCUGGCAAAACUCAAGGCUCGGAAGCUGCUGGGCCCCCAAUAAAGGAAAGGAAGAAAACACAAAAGAAAUUACGGGAGCAGGAAGAGAAGGCUGUGGAGCAGAAGGCCAAGUCGCUGGGAGAGAAUUCAGCAGCUUCCGGGGCCAAGAAGCCAUCUAAGGCUAAGAAGCCAGCAGCGGCCAAAGAGGAGGAGGCGUCCAGCUCCAUAGAAGUCCCUGCAGAUGGCCUGGCCCCAGGGCCUGACUCUUUCUUUGCCCUGGAUGUUCUGCGACAGCGACUACAUGAGAAGAUACAGGAGGCCAGGGGCCAGGGCAGCACCACGGAGCUGUCCCCUGCCACUUUGGAGAAAAGGAGACGGAGAAAGCAGGAGCGGGACCGGAGGAAGAGGAAGCAGCAGGAGCUGCGUCGGAAGGAGAAAGUGGCAAAGGCCGCGGAGCCCGCGGAGGCCGCCGCAGAUACCGGCGCGCCACCCCGGGAGGUGGCCUGCAGGGAGCCGCCGCAGCCGCAGGGGCUGAUCUUCAAUAAAGUGGAGGUGGGCGAAGAGAGCCCGGCCGGCAGGGCCCAGCGCAGGAGGCAGAGGCGGCGCCAGGUGAAGGGCCACCUGCCGCCGCUGACGGGGAGGAACUACCGGCAGCUGCUGGAGCGCCUGGAGGCGCGGCACCGCCGGCUGGAGGAGCUGCGGGCCCGGGACGCGGGCGGGGCGCGGGCGCUGGAGGCCAGGAUGAAGUGGACCGACCUGCUGUACAAGGCCGAGGGCGUGAGGGUGCGCGACGACGCGGAGCUACUGCAGCAGGCCCUGCGGCGCCGGGAGCGGCAGCGGGCGCAGCGACAGCGCCGGUGGCAGGGCCGCACCGUGCGCCUGCUGGAGACCAUGCAGCAGCGGCAGGAGCGGCGGCGGCGCCACCUGCGCGGGCGGAGGGAGGCCCGGGCGCAGCGGCGCCUGGAGAGGGCCCGCAGGAAGGGCCGCGUCCUGCCCCAGGACCUGGAGCGAGCCGGCCUCGGCCACUGAUGACUCCAGGUGGAUCCCGGCCUCUGGGAUGGGCGCGGGGCUCAUCUCUCAUCGACUGAUGGCACGUGCCCUUGCUGAACUCCAAGUGCAAAGCCUUUUAGGAAGUGCAGCAAGUGGUUGGAAGGACCUGAAUGUCCUUCCAUGAGAGCUCAACAGACAUGCUCAGUGUCUAGAAUUUAUCUGCAAAGUUCCCAGGAUCCACUGAGUGUCUUCCUAAGUCCUGCUGGCACUCGGCCGGGUCAGACCUGGAUAGAUGUGCAUGAACUCCUACCGUGUGUUUGCCAUUUGUCACCUCAGAAGAGGGCAAGUGCAGGGGGUGGUGUGGGGUCCCCCCCCCAGUAGUUCCAACUGGGCUAGCCCGGGAAGUGCCUUGAGGGGCAGAGGGGUAUGAGGGACCCGGGCUACGUGGAGAAGGGGCCUCAUGGUUCUGCAGGGUCUGGGCAUCCCGGGCCCGGGUAGGGGGUAGGCUUUACUUUGGGUUCCCAUAUAGCAAAUCUGACAUUUCCUUUUAGUUUUGGAUCCUGAUAUAAGGCCGUGAAGGCCUGGCCGUAUGGGACCUCAGUCCACUUGUGGGCCCUGCCAUGUGAGAGAUGUAAUUGUAGGAUGGCACUGUCGUUCAGAGAGCCGUUCUCCAUCGUCUAGCCUAUGUUGGGGCCAAGCCACAUUGUUGAAAAACACGAGCUUUUUCUUUUUCAAACCAUAUAAAGUAGCUCCAGUUUUUAAUAUGCACCCCGAGGGUGACUGUUAAGGGGUGCUGGAGUAUUUCCCAUCUCGUCUCCUAUGGGUGUGAGAAAAAGAGAGCUGGAAAGAAGAAAGGAGAGUCAGUCACCGAGGAGCAAGCGUCCUGGCCUGCUCUCUGCUCGAGUAGAUGGGCAGGCAUCCCUCGGCCGUCUAUGAUGGGCCCAUUGGAAGGCGUCCUUCUCCAAUGCGGCCACUUUGUCCUUUGAUGUCUCCAAUCCCUAGGUGUCCCAUAGGGGUAGGGGUGUCCCUCCCUGUAGACUCUUGUCUAAUGAUAGAGCCGGUGCCCAGCAGUAAGGUUAGACAUGGGACUAGGAUGUGAGCCCCUUGACCUUGUGUCCAUAUAGGAGACAAAAUGGAUGAACUGCCAGUUGGCCUUUUCAGCAAAGAUUUCAGAACACUGAAAAUAAGGGCCACAAGUGGUGGUGGUAGUUGGGGGAGGGGGUCCCUGGGAUGGUGGAGUUUUGGGUCCAGGACUGUCAGUAUAAGUAGUCAUCUAUGCAGCAGUGCCAGAAGGAAUUAAGUACAUGAAGGGAAUAUUCGGACCAGGGGACUAGAAUUCCACACCAUCUGAGGUAGUACAGUAAUCUCUAAAUAAGGCGGCACUUGGGAACCUCAGGAUGUAGUAAGUGGAGAAUCCAUUUGUCAGAAGAGAUUACACAAGGCCAGCCUGAGCUCCAGACAUUUCCACCAAAUAAGAUAUGUAUGGGUUCCCAGCCAAACACUUGGUGUACUUAGUUCCAAAGUUCUCUAGCAAAGGCUACGGGCAUGAAGCAGCAAGUCCUCCACGGCCGGGAGAAGGUACUCACUGGGUCGGGGUCUCCAUGAAUUAUAUGGAAAAUAUCUUCCAUUUAUUGUUUACUUUUUUGUAGUUUACUCAAAAGGUGAACACAAGUCUUUUUUAUUUUUAUUUUUUUAAUUUAAUUUAAUUUUUUUUUUGUGACCGGCGCUCAGCCAGGGAGUGCACCGGUCAUUCCUAUAUGGGAUCCGAACCCGCGGCGGGAGCGUCGCCGCGCGCCACGGGCUCAGCCCAACACAAGUCUUUUAUUUGUUAUUAAUAUUACAUGAAAAUCUUAUUUAAAAGAACGAAACUAAAUUUUAUUUUAUUUUUUUUAAAGAUGACCGGUAAGGGGAUCUUAACCCUUGACUUGGUGUUGUCAGCACCACGCUCUCCGAGGUGAGCCAACCGGCCAUCCCUAUAUAGGGAUCCAAACCCAUGGCCUUGGUGGUGUCAGCACCACACUCUCCCGAGUGAGCCACAGGCCAGCCCCAAAUUUUACUUUUGUACUGUUAAUAUUACAGCUAAUUUGAGUAAAAACUUAUAAACAAGUUUA